CUCUGCUCACUGUACCACAGUAUUACUGCAGUAUCACAUGAGUGUUAGCCCAGUAUUACCACUGUUUUACUCGAGUGCUAGAGCAGGUUUGUGACAGUAUCAAUUGAACACUAGUGCAGUAUUGCUGCAGUACCACUUGAGCUUUAGCAGAGCAUUAUUUAGUAUUACUUGAAAAUGAGCGCAGUUUUAAGUCGGUAUUAAUUGAGCGUUAGUGUAGUAAUACAGCAGUAACAAAUAAACAUUGGGACCGUAAUACCGCAGUAUCACUUGGCCGUUAGCGCGGUAUUGCAGCAGCAUUAAUUGAGCGUUAGCACGUUAUUGCUGCAGUAUUACUUGAGCGUUAGCACAGUAUUGCCGCAGUGUUACUUGAGCGUUAGGGCAGUAUUGCCGCAGUGUUACUUGAGCGUUAGGGCAGUAUUGUGGCAGUAUUACUUUAGCGUUGGCGCAGCAUUGCGGCAGUGUUACUUGAGCUUUAGGGCAGUAUUGUGGCAGUGUUACUUGAGCAUUAGCACAGUAUUUGCUGUAGUAUUACUUGAGCUUUAGGGCAGUAUUGUGGCAGUGUUACUUGAGCAUUAGCACAGUAUUUGCUGUAGUAUUACUUGAGCUUUAGGGCAGUAUUGUGGCAGUGUUACUUGAGCGUUAGCACAGUAUUUGCUGUAGUAUUACUUGAGUGUUAGGGCAGUAUUGUGGCAGUGUUACUUGAGCGUUGGCGCAGCAUUAUGGCAGUGUUACUUGAGCGUUAGCACAGUAUUGCCGCAGUGUUACUUGAGCGUUAGGGCAGUAUUGUGGCAGUAUUACUUUAGCAUUGGCGCAGCAUUGCGGGAGUGUUACUUGAGCGUUAGCACAGUAUUGCCGCAGUGUUACUUGAGCAUUAGCACAGUAUUUGCUGUAGUAUUACUUGAGCUUUAGGGCAGUAUUGUGGCAGUGUUACUUGAGCGUUAGCACAGUAUUUGCUGUAGUAUUACUUGAGUGUUAGGGCAGUAUUGUGGCAGUGUUACUUGAGCGUUGGCGCAGCAUUAUGGCAGUGUUACUUGAGCGUUAGCACAGUAUUGCCGCAGUGUUACUUGAGCGUUAGGGCAGUAUUGUGGCAGUAUUACUUUAGCAUUGGCGCAGCAUUGCGGGAGUGUUACUUGAGCGUUAGCACAGUAUUGCCGCAGUGUUACUUGAGCAUUAGCACAGUAUUUGCUGUAGUAUUACUUGAGCUUUAGGGCAGUAUUGUGGCAGUGUUACUUGAGCGUUAGCACAGUAUUUGCUGUAGUAUUACUUGAGUGUUAGGGCAGUAUUGUGGCAGUGUUACUUGAGCGUUGGCGCAGCAUUAUGGCAGUGUUACUUGAGCGUUAGCACAGUAUUACCGCAGUGUUACUUGAGCGUUAGGGCAGUAUUGUGGCAGUAUUACUUUAGCAUUGGCGCAGCAUUGCGGGAGUGUUACUUGAGCGUUAGCACAGUAUUGCCGCAGUGUUACUUGAGCAUUAGCACAGUAUUUGCUGUAGUAUUACUUGAGCUUUAGGGCAGUAUUGUGGCAGUGUUACUUGAGCGUUAGCACAGUAUUUGCUGUAGUAUUACUUGAGUGUUAGGGCAGUAUUGUGGCAGUGUUACUUGAGCGUUGGCGCAGCAUUAUGGCAGUGUUACUUGAGCGUUAGCACAGUAUUGCCGCAGUGUUACUUGAGCGUUAGGGCAGUAUUGUGGCAGUAUUACUUUAGCAUUGGCGCAGCAUUGCGGGAGUGUUACUUGAGCGUUAGCACAGUAUUGCCGCAGUGUUACUUGAGCAUUAGCACAGUAUUUGCUGUAGUAUUACUUGAGCUUUAGGGCAGUAUUGUGGCAGUGUUACUUGAGCGUUAGCACAGUAUUUGCUGUAGUAUUACUUGAGUGUUAGGGCAGUAUUGUGGCAGUGUUACUUGAGCGUUGGCGCAGCAUUAUGGCAGUGUUACUUGAGCGUUAGCACAGUAUUGCCGCAGUGUUACUUGAGCGUUAGGGCAGUAUUGUGGCAGUAUUACUUUAGCAUUGGCGCAGCAUUGCGGGAGUGUUACUUGAGCGUUAGCACAGUAUUGCCGCAGUGUUACUUGAGCAUUAGCACAGUAUUUGCUGUAGUAUUACUUGAGCUUUAGGGCAGUAUUGUGGCAGUGUUACUUGAGCGUUAGCACAGUAUUUGCUGUAGUAUUACUUGAGUGUUAGGGCAGUAUUGUGGCAGUGUUACUUGAGCGUUGGCGCAGCAUUAUGGCAGUGUUACUUGAGCGUUAGCACAGUAUUGCCGCAGUGUUACUUGAGCGUUAGGGCAGUAUUGUGGCAGUAUUACUUUAGCAUUGGCGCAGCAUUGCGGGAGUGUUACUUGAGCGUUAGCACAGUAUUGCCGCAGUGUUACUUGAGCAUUAGCACAGUAUUUGCUGUAGUAUUACUUGAGCUUUAGGGCAGUAUUGUGGCAGUGUUACUUGAGCGUUAGCACAGUAUUGUGGCAGUGUUACUUGAGUGUUAGGGCAGUAUUGUGGCAGUGUUACUUGAGCGUUAGCACAGUAUUGUGGCAGUGUUACUUGAGUGUUAGGGCAGUAUUGUGGCAGUGUUACUUGAGCGUUAGCACAGUAUUUGCUGCAGUAUUACUUUAGUGUUAGGGCAGUAUUGUCACAGGAUUACUUGUGCGUUAAUGCAAUAUUGCCGCAGUGUUACUUGAGCUUUAAUGCAGUAUUGCCGCAGUAGUACGUAAGCGUUAGCGCAGUAUUGUGGCAGUAUUACUUUAUUGCAUUAACUAGGGCUGGAAAAUAUAUCGUGCAAUUUUUAUGCUCCGUUUCCUCAAUGAAUUACGGUUAAAUGCCGCAACAUCUGAAAGCCAGAGGGAACUCUCGCUCAGAAACUCUGAAUAUGGGACAGAAGAAGAACGAUUUACACACACACCGUUCCAGGAAAUGCCAAUGGUGAUAUUCUAUCGCUGUUCUUCAAACCUUUUCAGGCUUCGUUUGGAGGCAGAAGGUGUGUAUGAAUGCUCAGACACUGGACUGGUGUUCGAAGUCUCUCAGCGGGUCAACAUCACCUACUGCGUUCUCUCGUGGAGCAAGUUUGCCAGCUACCUGAGCGACUCGUGGAAAUCCGCCGGACCCAUUUUUGACGUGGACUGCGAUCCGUCGAUUCUGAAAUCCGUGCAGUUCCCACACUCGCUGUGUCUGACAGCAGAUGAGAACAGUGAUGUGAAGUUCAGCGUUCUGCACGUGAAGAACCGGCGCGGUCAGAUCGAACCCUCGACCGAUCACUCGGGCAGCCACGUCAAAUGGAACGUGUCGUCUCUUUCACCCGUGGGUCCCGUGGCUAAGACGUCUAAACCUGCCGAGCAUCACGGGGUCGUGCAGGUGUUUCGAGAGGUUGGCCAAGAGAAGUCCUUCUCCUUCAGAGUUUAUCUGGCCGGAAACAACUGCUCCGACGUCAAGGACAUCCAGAGAGCCGUUCGACGGGCCAACAACUGCAAGAACAACAAGAGAUAUGUGCUAGUACACAAACCACCAACAUGCAUCCUAGAGGAGAACAAAAGAUAUCGACUGACCAGUGAACCUGUGGGUCACAUCACACCAGAGGAGAUGCUGUUCAGUGCAGACAUUGUGGAGCUGAAGGGAUAUUUUGAGGUUUUCUUUGAGGAAAGUCCUCCGUUCAAGCUGUCGCUGACAGAAACGGACUCAGAUCACACCGUCUGGAGCGCUAUCAUCAGAGAGGGAGAUUGCGAUCACAGUCUGGAUUGUGUAAAGCCACGGAAACCAUCGCGAGGCAGAAAGAGGCGGGCCAGCAGUUCAGAGGAGGAGCUCUAUCACAAGCGCAGGAAGAGAAGUGGCUCCGUGGAUGAAUCGGACUGUAAGAAACCAGCGUGCCGAGUUCCAGACCUGACAGACCAGCAGCUCAUGCAGGUGGCCAAACGCAUGGGGAAGGAGUGGAAGAUCGUGGCCAUCUGUUACCUGGGCCUCAGCAAACAGGAUCUGGAGGAGAUCGAGUCAGCCAAAGACGAGGACGUCGUCAUGCUGAAAUUCAACAUGCUGGACCGCUGGAGGCGACGGCAGCCCAAAGGAGAAGCGGGAAUUCAAGAACUCCAUAAAUGUUUGAAAGACAACGAUGACGUGCCCAAUGAGGUCAUCGGCGUUCUGGCUGAGAUGCUACAAAGUAGUUCAGCUAAAUGAGCUUACGAAUGAAGUCUUCACUUUACCUUCCAACAACUGAAAUACCCAGAAUGCCUUGAAGAAUUUGUCGUUUUAACCUCAGUUUCAGUGAGAAAGGACGACCGAAUGUGUUUGUGUGUCUCUACUGUUUCUCUUUGUUUGUCAUCUACUGUAAAUGUUUGACUUCGCUGGUGCUUCUGUACAUCUCUGGAACUGUGUUUUAAUGUUUUCUUUGUGAAUCAUGAGCCGUGAUAGAUUUCAGCAGAACAUCAAGAAUGAGCUCUAUAAGCCGUACCGUCUCUUAAGAUGAGCCGUACCUGUUGGCAUUGAAUAUUUCUGUCUGUUUGACAUCAUGUGUGAAAUAAGCUCAUUCACAACACUACUGAUGUUGCAUUCUCAGGUGAAUGUUUUUGAACGAUCAUGAGUGUAAAUAAAUCAAUCAUUUUUUCA
This is a messenger RNA of Triplophysa rosa, 4574 nucleotides long. Its product is annotated as NACHT, LRR and PYD domains-containing protein 1b allele 3. Gene Ontology annotation, biological process: regulation of DNA-templated transcription elongation; mRNA export from nucleus. The transcript is spliced from 9 exons. Bases 2769 to 4145 code for a protein of 458 amino acids. NCBI's taxonomy places the organism in Eukaryota, Metazoa, Chordata, Actinopteri, Cypriniformes, Nemacheilidae. Gene Ontology annotation, cellular component: THO complex part of transcription export complex. The record is from RefSeq and is a predicted model, not a curated record.